CACCGUCUACUCCCAUCGCGAAAAACACUCCCAUUUCCCUUUCCUCUCUACAUGUUGUUGAUGGUGUAUUUGGUUAUUUAAACUUUCUCCGUGUCUAUUAGGCUACUAUUCAGACAUGUAUGUACGACGGCGACAUGUCGUCGUGUUUCUGUGGUGUGCGAUGUUUACUGUUGGGCUGACAGAAGGCAGGAGCCUGCGCACGAGACGCAGCGACUGUGAAUACGGGACUUAUCCGCACGAGGGAAGAGAGUGCUGCCUCUGUCCCACAGGUAAAAGGGUCUUGAAAGACUGCACAGAUACAAAUGAAACAGAUUGUGAGCUGUGUGAGCAUGGCACCUAUAUGGAUCACCUGAACAGUGAGAACGAAUGCUGGCCUUGUAAAGUCUGCGAUUCCAAUGCAAACAUGGAAGAAAAGGACAAAUGUUCGCUAUAUUCCAACACUGUCUGCAAGUGCAAGAAUUCUUUUUACUGUGACAAUGGUAACCUGUGCAAGAUCUGUUAUCAAUGUGACACGUGUGAGAAAUAUGGAGUGAAAAAAAGUUGUACAGAGACCAACAACACUGUGUGCCAUGAUGCCAAAGAGCCUGAAAACCACCAAGGGGCCACUGUAGCUGGUUUGGUAUUACUACUCAUAGUUGUGGGUGGUGUUAUUUUGGUGGUCCUUUGGCUACAGAGAAACAAAAAGUAUUGUUUUAAGGGCAGACCUAUCGAUCCGAAACCCCCGACACUGGAAGAUUUAGACCUGGACCCUCACCUACUAGAUAUUGUUGACGUUCUGGACUGGAAAACGGUGAAACAUAUUGCCAGGCACAGUGGCAUGAGGAAAGCUGAAAUGGAGGAGCAUGAGCUUAACAACAAAAAUGAUGUGAAAGAACAGAAAUACGCACUUCUGCAUGCUUGGUACGAGAGACAAGGUUUAUGUGGAGCCUACCCAGCUCUCAUCAAUACGCUGUAUGAAAUGAAGCAACGAAAAACAGCAGAUGAGAUCCGGAAAAUUGUUGAGAAGGGACAGAACUGAAUGAGGUGCCAAGUAAAUAUGCACAGUGUUUAAAUAUAGGAUUUUUCCCUUGACAUUAGAUAUGGAGGAAUAUGGAUAACAGCCAUAUUGUGAUUUUACUUUUCAUCUUGUUUAAAUAAUGAGGCCGCUGGAGUGAUUUGGAAAUUAGCGACACCUGCUUUACUCACCGGUCUCGCGUCCCACGGAGGAGAUCUGAAGGAUACAACAGAGGAGCGACGAUGGUGAAGGACUAGAGAGGAUCAGGCCUGGGCUUUAUUUUGUGUUUUGUUUUCAUAUAUGCACGGCAGUCGUCCACGAGGGGCUGUCACGCUGUUUUGUGUUUAUUUUAUUCUUAAAGUCUCAUUUAAAUGUCCGUCGGUUCCCGCCUCCUUCUUCCCGUGAUGGUGGAGUUGGUUUACUGUUGUUUACAUACAUUAAGAGGACAUACUUAUGUUUUUUUUUUUUUUACUGCACAUCAUGGUGAAGUCCAGCAAAGAGUCUAUCCAUGCAGUUGCAGAAUAAUCUCUGGAAAAGUAUGACUGGAAUUCCACAAAAAAAGAUGGAAACACAUGAAACCAGCAUGAAAAAUUGCAGAUUCGAGAAAGCAAUAUGAUAAAGGUCUUCUAUUGCACAGUGCAACAUUCAUUUUAUUCCUUUUAAGUACAAUGUUUUUAUCAAAAUCCAAUUGAUCCAUGAUUUUCCUAGUAGAAUUUAAUAACAUAAGAUUAUCAGAAUCUUGUUUGAGUUUAAGGGCGAUUUCUGCAGCCUUUAGUUUAAUUUGGUCUCACAUUAAUCUGGCAGACACAGAAGUGACAUUUAAAUCCUGGUAAAGGUGAGACGUGAUUAAGAAUGAACCUAGUGACUUGACAUGUGCAAAUGGUGGUGAGGAAACAUCCGGCCCCUGGAGCGCCCACUGAACGUAGGGAUUUUUCAUUCAUCUCUAGACAUAUGCUGGACAAGAUGCUUCCUCUCUUCACCCUCUCCCUCACUCUCUCACUUCUAUUAGACUCUUGUUUCCUCAUCAGUCAAGGUUUAGCUGGUUUUGCUCUCUCCAGCUCUGUUUGGGACAUACUUGCUGUUUUUCUCUCAUUUCUUCUGUUCCUUCUUGCUUUCAUUUAUAAGGAGCAAUCUAAAUCAGUCUGUAAAAAAAUGGUUAUUGUGAACUUGCUUCAAUUGACACUGUGGUGCACUGGAAUAAAUGCUCACUUAUGUCUCGGAGAUAAAUGGGACAGUUCAGCCA
Messenger RNA from Carassius auratus (goldfish), 2237 nucleotides. Its product is annotated as tumor necrosis factor receptor superfamily member 26-like. The record is from RefSeq and is a predicted model, not a curated record. Gene Ontology annotation, cellular component: CD95 death-inducing signaling complex; membrane raft; external side of plasma membrane. Bases 116 to 1018 code for a protein of 300 amino acids. The transcript is spliced from 8 exons. Lineage: Eukaryota; Metazoa; Chordata; Actinopteri; Cypriniformes; Cyprinidae. Gene Ontology annotation, biological process: motor neuron apoptotic process; regulation of stress-activated MAPK cascade; necroptotic signaling pathway. Gene Ontology annotation, molecular function: protein binding; tumor necrosis factor receptor activity.